GCGGGAGACUGAGUUCAUAUUCGACUUUAGCAGCUGAGUAGACUGGGAUACGCCGAUCUAAGGAAGGGUUACUUAAUGCCGGCUGAAAAGUUAUUUUUAAAUUCAAUAAUGGCAUCUCUGAAGACACGCGCGGAACAGAACAUCCUGACAUAUCUUUGGGGAGUAUUGGUGAUGGCCUCGAGCUGCCACGGCGCGCGAGUUGUAAGUGGUCAGACAGUGUGUGAGGGGGGGACAGAGCAGCCCUGCUACAAGAUCGCCUACUUCCGGGACGUGACAAGUCGUGUUGCAUUCCUGGAGGCUCGGCAGGCGUGUGAGAUGGACGGAGGAUCGCUGCUGAGCAUCGAGAGCCUAGCAGAACAGAAACACAUAGAGCACCUGCUGCAGGUGAGCUGUGUACCUCUUCCACAGGGGCCGGGUAACAGCAUAGAGGAUGGGGACUUCUGGAUUGGUCUGACGCGGGUGGAUGGAGACACUAACCAAGAACACAGCGGCUUCACUUCCUGUCCAGACCUCUACCACUGGACAGAUGGAAGUGUUUCCCAGUUUAGGAACUGGUACUUUGAUGAGCCGUCGUGUGGCGGGGAGGCUUGUGUGGUCAUGUACCACCAGCCCACGGCACUCCAGGGUCUGGGCGGAGCUUACCUGUUCCAAUGGAACGAUGACAGAUGCAACAUGAAGCACAACUUCAUCUGCAAGUACGAGCCAGAGAGCCACCUGGUAAAGGAGCAGGGAGACCGGCCUGGGCCUCGUGACCCGGAGUUUUCCUCUGACCACACAGAGGGGGUGAAACAGCCAGUUCCCAGCGAGGACAACACCCCUCAAGUGGUUCUGGCCGGGCCCACAGGUAUGCUGCUGGUGUAUGUGAUCAUUCCCACUAUCCCACUCCUGCUCCUCAUCCUGGUGGCAACUGGGACUUGCUGUUUCCAGAUGUUUAGCAAGAGCCAACCUCGGACCAAAACAAGUGUGGACCAAUCAACCCUAUGGAUCUCCAAGUCUGCCAAAUCAGAUAGUAUAGAAGUAUGAGGCGGAAAUGACAUCACUCCAGACGAGGCACCACAGAACACACCGAAAGAUCAUACUUGUCAAUUCUCUCCAAUACUCUCCAAUAUCAUCACCUUCUCUUUCUAUGUCUGUCUUCUUUUUCCUGCCUCUGCUCUCUAUCAGUGUCUAUGCGUGUCAGACCUAGCAUGAGUUUGUGUGUGUGUGUGUGUGUGUGGUUGGAUAGUUAAUAGUCACAGUUAAUUGGCAGCAAGUAGAGCUGAGGUAAUUACGUUUUGAUUAAGAGAGGGAGAGAGAGGGAGCAAGAAGAAGAGAACAGAGAGGCAGAGAUAGAGGAGAGACAGAUGGAGAGGGGCUUGUUGGGAGACCCAGAUAAACCAAGACUUUCAACUGGUCCUCCUGAGAAACAGAACCAGGUCAGAACCACUUCAACUCCAACAUCAGGGGACAGGUUUACUACUAAUGAACCGCACACUCUGGUGAGACAUGGGGGAGAGGAAAGGAAACAAAUAUUUUAGAAUAGAGGAAUAAAAAGAGAUAAAAAAUAAGGGGUUAAGUGAAGGGGAUACGAAGAGAAAGAAAAGCAAAGAACAGAGAGAGAGAGAGAGAGAGAGAGAGAGAGAG
This is a messenger RNA of Hypomesus transpacificus, 1623 nucleotides long. It is a transcript of the gene chodl, whose product is annotated as chondrolectin. Gene Ontology annotation, biological process: positive regulation of axonogenesis. The record is from RefSeq and is a predicted model, not a curated record. The transcript is spliced from 8 exons. The coding region runs from base 76 to 1023 and encodes 315 amino acids. Gene Ontology annotation, cellular component: cytoplasm. Lineage: Eukaryota; Metazoa; Chordata; Actinopteri; Osmeriformes; Osmeridae.